Molecule: messenger RNA, 958 nt
Organism: Trichogramma pretiosum
Lineage: Eukaryota; Metazoa; Arthropoda; Insecta; Hymenoptera; Trichogrammatidae
Product: protein IMPACT-like
Exons: 5
Coding region: 80-895 (271 amino acids)
Biological process (GO): regulation of translational initiation
Cellular component (GO): cytoplasm
Molecular function (GO): protein binding
Source: RefSeq, a predicted model, not a curated record
UCGGAUAAAAUUUUUUGUUCCGUUCUGUCUAAACCAACUUAGAUUUUUUAUUGUUAAUUCAUAAAAACUACAAAUCAUUAUGGCCAAUUUUGAUCAACAUAUCGAAGAAAUGGAAGCAUUGAGCGCCAUUUAUGGCGAGGAAUUUGAAGUAGAAGAUAGAGCUUGCUUUAGAAUUAAAAUCUUCUGCCAAAACAGCAAACAGAUUUAUGUCGAAUUGGUUGGCAAAAUGGUGGAGUCAUAUCCAUCAGAUUCUGCACCAAGAAUCGAAAUUUCAGCUCCUUACUUCCGUCAAAAUGGAGUGAAAGAAAAAUUAUUAAAGAUAAUUCAAGACAUUUAUGAAAAAAACAAAGGAGAAUGCAUAAUAUACCAAUGCAUUGAAGAAAUUCGAGAAGAGUUGUAUUCCCUCACGAUCGAUAAUACAGAGAAAGUGGCAGAAGACGAUGGAAAUUCGUCACCUGUCCAAAAUACACAAAGUAGCGACUCUUCAUCGGAUGAAAGUGUUGAAGAUCAAAUUAGCCAUGGCCCAAUUAUAACGGAUAGAAAAAGUUCGUUUCAAGGUCAUGCAGCUGUGGUGUCUUCUGUCGACGAAGUCAAGCAUUUGAUAGAUUCACUAAAAACAAAACGAAAAAUCGGGCAAGCCAAGCACAACAUCACCGCUUAUAGAAUUUUCAAUUCCAGUACCAAUAGGUAUAUUCAUGACUGUGAUGAUGACGGAGAAAAUGGAGCUGGAAGUAGAUUACUUCAUUUACUAGAGAUAAUGGAUGUCAAAAAUGGCUUCGUAAUGGUAUCUCGAUGGUACGGAGGAAUACAUUUAGGACCAGAUCGUUUCAAGCACAUUAAUAAUGCAGCUAGACAAGCUUUAGAUUUAGCUGGAGUGCUUCCUGCCAAAAAAUAAUACAAUAGUAUUAAACUACUGUAGACAAUAAAAGGAGUUACAAAACGAUUUUUCAGAUUCGUU